GCUGAGAAAAAAUUGCUGUUUUUUUCGAACACUGAUUCGCAAAAGUUUCAAACUGUCAAUCGAUAAAACAAAGUCGUUGAAUUGCGUAAUCGCCUUUAUGCUUGAAUUUAUUUGACCUUGAGUCAUUUUUUUAAAUGAGGAAGUGCUCAGUCCAAACAAUUUGUCAUUAUCAACCAAGUCAUCGAUUGUGGACAGUUUGGCUUUCUUCACUUCAAUCAACUGUUUCCGAUUCAGUCACCGAAUCUUGCCUAAAAAUGACAACGCAAGGGUUGAAUCAGUUCGCAAUGAAUACUGACACUCAAGGACGAGUUCCAGUUUACAGGAAGCAGUUGAGAGUUUGUGUGGACUAUAACAACAGUGGAGGCAACUGUCGCUUAGGGGAUUGUGAGUCGCUGCAUAUAUGUGCGGACUGGGUCCUCUCACAAUGUCCAAGUGGAACCGGAUGUCCCAAAAAUCAUAGGUUCAGAACGGAAUCGAUCAAACUACUUGAGUGUGGAUUCGAUCCUCGCGAUAGAGCUGCAUUUUGGCCCUACUUGUUGAAUGCUGUACAAAAGAUACAGAUGAGCACUUCGCCUGGGUCAGGACAAAUUCAACAGCCCUCAACUUUAGCCAGCCCUAAUAGCCAAACGCCGAGGAUGCCUAUGAUAAAUAAUCAGAACUUGGCCAGUAGUUUCUAUAAUUUGAAUGUGGCGGAUCAGAUUCCAAGUAUCUCUAUCAAUAACAGCAAGUUGAAUAGCGCUUUUCAAACAAGCGCUCAAAGUGGGUUACCGAAGAAUCAAACGGGCGCGCAGUUGAGUCCAAGUGAAGCUAGUAGCUCUGUCACUUCAGCUCGCUUAACGCCGCAAGCAUAUUGUGGUGGAGCUUCACCGACUGGUUGUUCUCAAUUCCAGUUUCCAGCAAACAUGAGUGUUUCGCCGACUGUUGGAACAAAUAUCGGAGCACUCAUCAGGGGCAACGCAGAGACAUUCCCUGCGAUCAACAGCCGCAACAUCUGCGAACCAUUUCUCGAGGAUGCGUGUCAAUUGGGUGACAGAUGUGUGAAUGUUCACCCGGAAGGAAAAACUGCAUUUUGCUGGAGGUACAAAGUUCCAAGUAGCUCGAUGUGGAAAAUCUUCUCCGUGGAGACCAAUCGUGUGUUGGAAGAACAAUUUGUGGAUCCCCGGAAAGACGCGGUCGAGGCAAUUUGGUUGGAUGACACUUUUGGAAAAGUGACUGUUUGUUUUGAAACUAUGACUGCGCAAGAGAACUCAAAUAUUACGUUUUCUAGAUUGGAAACGCGCAGCUGCGAAUGGGCGUGGUACCUCCAGCAUGAUUCGAGCUCCAAUGAGUGGUCCGAGUUUGGAACCCCAUUUGGGGAAAACUUUGGGACCUCAAUCAGGUCAUCUUUUAUUGAAUCUGUCUUGAGUUUCUUAACGGAUAAAGUCCGCUUGCCAUUUGUUCUCCACAUGGCACACGAACAAAUAUUUUGUAAUUUGGUUAUGGAACUGUUCGAAGAUCGGCACGUAGGAGCCAAGGUAUACAAUCAUAAAGGUGAAGAGAUGCAAAUACGUCCGAGACCUCGAGCGACUAGUUUUGAACAACUUGUCCAAGACAUGGUAGCCAAUCAGAAUAAAAUUCGGGAAGGUGCCGAGAAGUGGAGGACAGGGUCUUACCAAAAACUGGUCCUCAGAUCAAGAAGAGAGUAUGAUCCAGAAAAUGGAAGUCUAGACUCGUUCUAUCGAAUAGUAGAGAGUGCUUUCUUUCGAAAUGCGAAUAAAAAGAGCUUUAGUGUUCAUAUUGAUUGCGUUGACAUGUAUGUCAACCCCACACUUGAAAAAAUCUUCCUGGCGAAGAAAAAACAUUUCGAGGAAACGAGAGGAAAAGAAUAUGCGAAAGAACUUCUGUUGUUUCACGGGACUCCGAUGACGGAUCCAGAGCCGAUCAUGAGAAACAAUUUCAGCUUGGAUUCAGUUAAGAGAACCGUCUUUGGUUUUGGAAUUUACUUCUCCGACUUUCCAGAGAUGUCAAUGGUAUAUGCAAAAGGAGGAAGCCUGAUCAUGGCAAGAGUUCUGACAGGAAGACAAGCAGCAGCGCACCAAUGUCCAACGAUGGCUGCUAAUAAAGGAGCGAUUUGCCGCGAGCAUGAUACUCAUAGUGUGUUCCCACAAAAAGAUAAAUAUUCGUCAGCGGUGGUCAUUCAAGAUGUGGACCAAAUACUACCCGUGUUCAAUAUUCACUGGAAGUACGAUGACUCAACAGAUCAUAUUUCAAUACAAUUGUGAAUGACUAAUAAAAACAUGACUGCAAUUACUUAACAAAUUACUGAAAUGACUUUGUACUGAGAUUAAAGAAUGAAUUAUAAGCACUUACUAAUUAAGUUAUUAAAAUAUCU
Messenger RNA from Symsagittifera roscoffensis, 2371 nucleotides. RefSeq lists its product as uncharacterized. Gene Ontology annotation, cellular component: nucleus. The coding region runs from base 135 to 2261 and encodes 708 amino acids. Gene Ontology annotation, molecular function: metal ion binding; NAD+-protein mono-ADP-ribosyltransferase activity; NAD+ poly-ADP-ribosyltransferase activity. NCBI's taxonomy places the organism in Eukaryota, Metazoa, Xenacoelomorpha, Acoela, Convolutidae. The transcript has 2 exons. The record is from RefSeq and is a predicted model, not a curated record.